Molecule: messenger RNA, 1140 nt
Organism: Lactuca sativa (garden lettuce)
Lineage: Eukaryota; Viridiplantae; Streptophyta; Magnoliopsida; Asterales; Asteraceae
Source: RefSeq, a predicted model, not a curated record
AUGGGUGGGUUGUCCAUCAUCUCGAUGUCAAGUAAGCUUUUCUCAAUGGAGAUCUCAAAGAAGAGGUUUAUGUCACCCAACCAGAAGGAUAUGUUGAUAAAGCCAACAGUCACAAGUUCACAAGACCCAGCUGUUUACAAAAGGAACUCAAAAGACAUAAUUCUUAUUGUUGGUGUCUAUGUUGAUGACUUGAUCAUUACCGGGUCGAACACUAACGACGUUGUCGAAUUCAAAGAACAAAUGAAGAAAGAAUUCGAAAUGAGUGACUUGGGAUUACUUUCUUACUACCUUGGAAUCGAAGUUUCGCAAAAGAAGUGGGGAAUAUCUUUGCGACAAACAACUUAUGCAAAGAAGAUUUUAGAGCAAUUUGGGUUGCUGGAUUGCAAUCCGACAACGUCACCAAUGGAACCUAAGUUGAAGGUUAAGAAGGAUGAAGAUGGUGAAAAAGUUGAUCCAACCGAAUAUAGGCGAGUGGUAGGUUGUUUGAGGUACUUGACUCACACUCGACCGGACUUGUCAUUUUCAGUUGGAAUUACAAGUCGUUUCAUGGAGGAACCGGCCAUUUUGCACUUCCAAGUUGUGAAACAUAUCUUACGGUAUGUGAAAGGAACCGUUGAUUAUGGAAUCAACUAUGGAAGAGGUCAUGAAAUUGAAGAUUUUGUUGGUUUUACUGAUAGUGAUCUUGGAGGUGACCCUGUUGAUAGCAAGAGAACAAGUGGAAUGAUUUUCUAUCUAGGAAGGAACGUGAUAACUUGGCAAUCCCAAAAGAAAAAGAAUGUUGCUUUGUCCACAUGUGAAGCCGAGUUCAUGGCAGCUACAACAACAGCAUGUCAAUCCAUUUGGCUUGCUAAUCUCGUGAAGGAGCUCACGAGACAUCAUAUCAUGCCUAUCACCUUAUAUGUUGAUAACAAGUCAGCAAUCGCAUUGAUGAAAAAUCCCGUGUUUCAUGGUCGAAGCAAAGACAUUGACAUUCGUUAUCACUUCAUACGAGAAUGUGUUGAACGUGGGCAAAUUAUAAUGGAAUAUGUCAACUCGAAGGAUCAACAGGCGGACAUCUUUACAAAGGCUUUAGCAUACGUGAAACAUAGUGAAAUGCGAAACAUGAUCGGCGUGACGAAUCUCGAGCCAAGUUCGGUUUAA